Molecule: messenger RNA, 1821 nt
Organism: Humulus lupulus (European hop)
Lineage: Eukaryota; Viridiplantae; Streptophyta; Magnoliopsida; Rosales; Cannabaceae
Product: probable protein phosphatase 2C 27
Exons: 5
Coding region: 438-1601 (387 amino acids)
Biological process (GO): protein dephosphorylation
Molecular function (GO): cation binding; protein serine/threonine phosphatase activity
Source: RefSeq, a predicted model, not a curated record
CGGUUGAGAAGAAAAAAAACCCACUAUGACAGAUCCUUUGUCAACAAAACUCAGAUGGGACUUUGUUCAAUAAAACAAUAGUUUGAGCAUUUAUCACCAAAAAAAAGGGCUUUGUUUAUCUGUCUUAAAGCUUUGUAGGCUUCUGGGUUUUGCUCCUCUCUUUUUCAAUUUUUCUUACAAGGGACUUACCAUAAUUGUACGGCAAGUAUAUCUGUUUCCCGGACUUCACAUAUUAUGUAGCUCAAAACGACAGUGAACAAGUACUAAUAUUGAAAGUAUUUUGCGGUUCUAUCUGGAGUGUCUCUUCUCAAGAUCCGAAAGUUGUAAGCUGAUAAUCUAGUUUUACACAGAAUAUUACUCAAGGAGAACUUGAAGAGGAUUGGCUUGGAUGCUGCCCAAUUUUAGUCAAUUUGAGGGUUCAAUUUUUGGAAACUAAUAUGUCCGCAGGGACUGAUUACCCAACUCCACUUUCUAUAGUAGAUGGAAGCUACAGAAAGGUGAAUGUUACUGUGAUGAGAGAUGACAAGUCUGAAACUCAGGAGUUCUUAAAAGAGUCUCCAAACAUUGGGAAACCUCCUCGCCAUGUGUCGUCAAUCCAGCAUUCUGUAAGCUCUGCCCAGUUGGCUCAUGGCACUGAACUGGAAUGUGAUGGUGGGAUUGUUAGCUCUAGGCUGCCAUCAGAUUCUAACUCAACAUUUGUACCGAUUUUUCGUUCUGGAAGUUGUUCAGAGAUCGGAUCAAAACCAUAUAUGGAGGAUGAGCACAUAUGUAUUGACAAUCUUCUUGAACAUCUAGGUGCAACAGAAAAUUUCCCUUCUCCUGGAGCUUUCUAUGGGGUAUUUGAUGGCCAUGGUGGUUCAGAUGCAGCUUCAUUCAUCAGAGAGAAAAUUUUAAGGUUUAUAAUCGAGGACAUCGACUUUCCGUUCUGCAUGGAGAAGGCUAUUAAGAGUGCUUUCCUGAAUGCUGACCACGCUUUUGCUGAUGAUGACUCUCUUGAUAGAUCCUCUGGUACUACGGCACUGACUGCCCUUAUAUUUGGAAGGACGUUGUUGAUUGCCAAUGCUGGAGACUGUCGAGCUGUGCUGGGGAAACGAGGAAGGGCGGUUGAGUUGUCAAAGGAUCAUAAACCCAAUAGUAGUUCUGAAAGAUCAAGAAUUGAAAAACUAGGUGGGGUUGUCUAUGAUGGCUACCUCAAUGGCCAACUAUCUGUAGCAAGGGCUCUUGGGGACUGGCACAUGAAAGGUCCCAAAGGCUCUUUAUGUCCCCUAAGUGCAGAGCCAGAGCUUCAGGAGACAAUUCUGAGUGAGGAAGAUGAGUUUUUGAUUCUAGGCUGUGAUGGCUUGUGGAACGUGAUGAGCAGCCAGUGUGCAGUCACAAUGGCAAGGAAAGAGUUGAUGCGUCACAGUGAUCCUGAAAGAUGUUCAAGAGAGUUAGUCAGGGAGGCCCUAAAGCGAAACUCUUGCGACAACCUGACCGUCGUCAUUGUUUGUUUCUCAGCCGACCCACCACCUCGGCUUGAAUUCCCAAAACUCAAGUUCAAUAGGAGCAUAUCUGCAGAAGGUUUGAAUCUUCUUCAGGAGGCCCUGGAUAGUGGUGUAUAACCAGGGUUUAUGACUUGUAAUCUCUGAAUGGCAAUGAACAAUCGCUAAAUCAGUUUCAUUUUUUCUUUCUUCUUUUAGAGAAAUCAGUUUCAUUUAUAAGGUCAUGUCUUUGUUUCUUGGGAAAUUUUACUUUUGUAGUACGUAGCAUUUGUUACAAUCUCUCUCUUGUACAUAAAUAGAUUGGAUCAUACGUUUAUAUUAUUUUAAAAAUACUUCUCAA